Molecule: messenger RNA, 1923 nt
Organism: Belonocnema kinseyi
Lineage: Eukaryota; Metazoa; Arthropoda; Insecta; Hymenoptera; Cynipidae
Gene: CkIIbeta
Product: casein kinase II subunit beta
Exons: 5
Coding region: 117-797 (226 amino acids)
Cellular component (GO): protein kinase CK2 complex; cytoplasm
Molecular function (GO): protein kinase regulator activity
Source: RefSeq, a predicted model, not a curated record
CGUAAGGGCUGUUUAUUUUUGGGUUUUUCGUGGGCCGCGUGGUCCUUCGCAGGUAUUUUUCGAGUAAUGCGCUCCCUGAUCGUGUCGGACUCAUCCUGGUGUUCAAGAAGCACUUAAUGGAGCAACAAAAGAUGAGCAGUUCGGAGGAGGUGUCAUGGAUUUCCUGGUUCUGCGGCCUCAGGGGCAACGAAUUCUUCUGCGAGGUCGAUGAAGAUUACAUCCAGGACAAGUUCAACUUGACCGGUCUAAAUGAGCAAGUACCACAUUAUCGUCAGGCUCUGGACAUGAUUUUAGAUUUAGAGCCAGACGAUGACUUAGACGACAACCCAAAUCAGUCGGAUCUCAUCGAACAGGCCGCCGAGAUGCUCUACGGUUUGAUACAUGCUCGUUACAUUCUCACCAAUCGAGGAAUAGCCCAGAUGAUAGAAAAAUAUCAAGCUGGCGACUUCGGUCACUGUCCGAGAGUCUACUGUGAAUCGCAGCCCAUGCUUCCCCUGGGUUUGAGUGACGUGCCUGGAGAAGCAAUGGUGAAGAGUUACUGUCCCAAAUGCAUGGAUGUAUAUACGCCAAAAAGUUCCCGACAUCACCACACUGACGGUGCUUACUUCGGAACUGGGUUCCCACACAUGCUUUUUAUGGUUCAUCCUGAGUAUCGACCAAAGCGGGCAGCAAAUCAAUUUGUGCCGAGGUUAUACGGCUUCAAAAUUCAUCCGAUAGCUUAUCAGGUUCAACAGCAGUCGGCAUCGACGUUCAAAGCUCCUCUGCGGGCACUCAAUUACAACAAUGGAAAGCGCUAAGAGCCUCGGACUAGAAAACUUCUUCAUACGACUUGUAAUGCAAAUCUUAAUUUCGUCCCUACGUCUUAAAUGAAAUAUUAUUUUUUAUAUGUCUUACGUAUUCUCGAGGCGCUGAAACGGAAGCCAUCUCUAUAAUCUUGGAGUAUUCUAUUUUAUUUUGGGACUCUAUUUCUCUCUUAUUCUCACUCUUAACUUUCUCUGUCUCUUUAUCUUUAUCUUAUGAAGUAAUGUGAAACAGAGAGUAGCGAUAUGAAAUUCAUAGUCUUAAGUGCGCUCUGCUGAUUUUCACGUUGGUAUCUGAAACAAAUCCCUUGUGACUGGGAACUUGUUAAUACACAAGACACGGAACAUUGUCCAAUGGCGAAAGGCUAAAAUAACGUAGUGAUACCUCAAAUACGAGAAUGAAGAUAAAUCGAUGAGUAGAAUGCAUCUGUCUGUACGAGUCCCAUGCGUCGUCGCAACUAUGGUUGCUGCCAAGUAGUUCCUAAGCUCGAGCGCUUUCGCAACGAAAGUUUUUUCGGGGAUAGAGGAGCGUAGGUAGCAUCAAGUCCAGAUCAAUUUUCGAGGUCGAGAGCUGGUGUAUAAAAAAAAAACUGUUAAGCAUAAUUUAAUUUAAUCGAUUAAAUAUGAAUGUGAAUUGCGACAGAAGUGAAUUGUUGUGUAGUUUCCUAGACUCGGAGCCUGGUUUCACGCAAUGAGGAGGCAUUAAUUAUAAAUUUAAUAACUUAGUGGUAAAGUUUGUACUUUAUUGCCACGCAUAUUCUACUAAUUCUUUUUUUUUUUUUUUUUUUUUUUUUUUUUUGAAUGACAAUUUUUAUGCGUUCAUACUCCAAUCCCAAGCCACGGCGCCGCGCAGUCGAAACUAAGUUGUGAUCUUAGUCUAGAUUGAGGCUAAUCAAAGCAAACUAGGAAGAGAAGAAGUGGGAUUCACGAUUUUUGUAGAACAAUUCACGAGACUAGAUGAACAUGUGGUACAAAGUAAACACUUCUUUUUGAAUUGGCUUUAUUAUUAUAAAUAUGAAAGUUGUUUUUUCUUUGACCAAACGCCUUUUUUUAGCGAUUCGAAUUAAUGAUUUAAUUCGACUAUGUAUUAUACAUUGAUACGAUCUAUAAUUAAAACAUAUGA